GCACACUUUGCUUUCCUGGUUUUUGGUCUGGAAACGAAAUUGAAAUUCCAGUGAAAAGGCAGUCACUCUCGCAACCUCUCUCCAUUUGCCCUUUCUUCCAACAGCUUGUCCACAGCAAUUGUAACGUGAAUUCAAAUGCAGGUGGACGACGAAGACGACAUCGACAUUGGAGGUAGCGAAGAAGUUUCGAUCGAAACAAAGUCAGAGAAUGACAAUGGAAAGCCACAUAUCAAUUUCGAGACAGCAGUAGAUACCCAAGGUGGACAGAAUAAUGAUCAGUAUACUGUACAUAUAGCAGCAGAUUAUCAGGAAAGUGGCUGGGAACCACAUCAGGCGAUUGACACGUCAGAUAUGGAUGAAAAAUCAAAGGCACUUAUACAACAAAUGCUUGCAGAAGAAGAAUAUUACUUUGGUGCUGGCACAAAUAGCUUAGAGCACGGCGAUUAUGUCGAGCCCAAGCCGAAGAAACGAAAAGUGCAGAAACGUGAUCCGAAAGCGAGCAAUGCUGGUGAUACGAAUUAUAAGCCAAAAGCGCAGGACGGUCAAGGCAAACACACUAUAUCGUCAGCGGAGCUACCAUCUCACAAAACGCGUUGGUCGGCCGAAGAGGAUGAACAGCUUAGGAGGGCUUUGGAACAAUUUGGCUAUGGUAACUGGAAGGCGGUCUCGGAAGCGGUCGGUAGUCGCAACCCUUUACAAUGUAAAAAUCAUGCGCGACAUCUCGUCAACUCGUCAAAAAUCAUCCAUUCGCCAGAGACAGAUGCAAAGUCUGAUUUUAUUAAGGGUAGUGAAAGCGUUAAAGCGGUAUCUGAGCCCCGUGGGGAUGAAGACGAGAUUUCAGCACACAAUGGUCAAGCAGAAGAUCGUCGUCCGUCGACACACGAAGUUGAAAAUGGAAACGGUAAUUCUGGAGAAAUAGAACUUCAUAGCGACCAUGCACUUCCAGGAACUGAAGAACCUCUAGAUGCCACCAUGGAAGAUAUUGAAGUGGAUAUUGACGAGAAUGCUUCCACGAAGCCAGAGGCUAAUGAAGUAUUCAAUAGUGAAGGUUCCAUGGAAGAAGAUAUCGUUUCUACCACUAGGUAUACGUCUGGCAUGGAUACGAUAGGGCCACCUUUGGAUUAUAUAACUCCAUUAAAAGAUGAAGUGAAAGAGGAAAGCAUCUCCGACACGAUACCGAGCAACCCAGUGCAAGAAGGCAAUGAAGAAAUACUUUCAGAAUCGACCGUGAUUCUGCCUCCUGACAGUAGUCCAAAAACCACCAUUACCGAGGAAAGCAAAUUUGAAAAUCAAUCUAUAGCGACGACUGAGGACAAUGAGAAAGAGAAUCAUCUCGCAAAUAAUGAACAUCAGAAUGAUGCGUCUAUCCUAUCUAAAAGCAAAGGGAUGACCUUGAUAUCUGACAUUCCGCGGAAAGUCGAGGAAGCUCUUGAAGGAAUAGCUGAAGAAGCAGAAGAAGCAGAAGAAGCAGAAGAGGAGAAUGUUGAGCAAGCGUCCCAAUCGCCUGACUUGAUCUCUGAUGAAAAGCGAUUUGAUCCUCAUAAUGCUAGUGUAGAUGAAGUCAAUAACAACCGAGAAUGGUUUUUAGGUAAACCAUCCAAGACUCCUGAGAGAUAUCUAAAAAUUCGAAACACGAUAAUUGCAUCUUGGAAUCGAUGUAAACCGCGAUAUCUUACGAAAACAAGUGCUCGUAACGGUCUCAAAGAUUGUGGCGACGUGAACGCCAUUGGUCGUGUGCAUACCUACUUAGAGGCCAUUGGUGCUAUUAAUACAAACUGCAUCACCAACCCUCCUCGACCAAAGAGACCAGCCGUAGCACAUGUUGAAUAUUAUUCUGAUGAAGAUGAACAAGGUGUCGGUCAAGUACCUGAUUGGGUGAUGGAAUAUGAUGGCCCGAGAAAGCGCAAGGUGAGAGACGAGCGCGGUCGAUGGGUGGACCCAAAGGAUCUGGAAGGCAGAGUAAUAGAGCAUGGUGUUCAGAUUGAAGAAGCCAAAUCACGCCCGAAACGAACGAUAAGACGACCGAAGCAUUUAGAUGAUGAUUUCCGUAAUGGCUACGACCCCUUCCGAUUGGUGCCUUUAGAGCAGUAUGACCAACAACCUCCUUUUCAUGUUACGAUUGUUAGCGAUGCUCUGCUUGUCAUGGAUUUCCAUUCGUACCUUGCACACACCGAAAUUAUCGGCCUACUAGGAGGAAAAUUUAAUGCAGAUACGAGGCGACUGGAAGUACAAUGCACUUUCCCCUGCAAAAGUACUAGCACUGGUAUACAGUGCGAGAUGGAUCCGGAAUCUGAGAUGCGUGCUCGAGAAGUAUUUGCUGAAAAAGGCAUGGCUGUUGUUGGCUGGUACCACUCCCAUCCCACGUUUGAACCAAAUCCAAGCGUAAGAGAUAUCGAAAACCAGUCAUCUUACCAGUCUCUCUUUCGGCAUGAAGAGACUGGUCUAGAACCUUUCAUUGGAGUGAUCGUUAGCCCUUAUGACCAUGCAGCAGAUACGAACAAAUCCAAGUUCCAAUAUCUGUCCAUUAGUCCGGGUUGGGAUGCCUCGGGUUCAUUCCGAAUGCCAUACGCCUGUGUCACUGAAAUACAACAAUGUGAUCAACCUGACAAUGAUAUAUACCCGCAGCUACAGGCUCUAGUAGAUGAAUAUUGCGAUUAUGAGCAUCGUGUCAAUAUGUCUGAACAAUUUCCUAAAGACGGUACAAACACCCGCUUAGACAAGCUACUUGAGUCACUUUCUGGACAUCUCGUUCCUGAAAUCGAUGAAUCUAUCGAAUUUUUAAAUCAAGUGCGAAAGCUGGUUGUGGACAAACUUCCACCACCUCCUCCGAAAGGUGGUGACCAUAUGAUAUCGGGAACAAACGAAGACGCUACGACAAAGGUUCAUGACAUAAAUCCAGUUCAACCCACAGUUACAAAUGGUCUUGAUAGCCACACCCCGUCCUAAUAUCCAUCCUUUAUAAUAUUGAAAUUCGCUUCGAAGACGUUAUCCCAACACCCUCUCCUGUACCUAUGAUCAAAUUAGUAAAAAGUUGUAAAAUAUGCACCGCCAA
Messenger RNA from Umbelopsis ramanniana AG, 3052 nucleotides. RefSeq lists its product as uncharacterized. Gene Ontology annotation, cellular component: BRISC complex; BRCA1-A complex. The transcript has 14 exons. Gene Ontology annotation, molecular function: polyubiquitin modification-dependent protein binding; metallopeptidase activity. Gene Ontology annotation, biological process: double-strand break repair. Bases 136 to 2946 code for a protein of 936 amino acids. Lineage: Eukaryota; Fungi; Mucoromycota; Umbelopsidomycetes; Umbelopsidales; Umbelopsidaceae. The record is from RefSeq and is a predicted model, not a curated record.